AUGACUCUUCGCGACCUGAAGGCAAACCCCACGGAGGGGUUGCCGAGUUCUACCAAAGAAACCCGGACCCUGUCGCCGAUGGCGAGUCUCCAAGCACCAGUGCAGCUCCACUCGCCUCCAUCCCCCGGUUCACACAGGACCUUGAGGAGAUUGCAAUCGGCUCAUAGCUUGGGUGCAAAAGUCGCCGGCCAGGGUUCUCUGAUUACCCAGCAGAGGCUGCAACAGCAGCAGCAGCAGCAGCAGCAGCAUAUUCAACACCAUCCUCCCACCCAGCAGCAGCAUGCUCGAAUCCUGAACCCCCCCCCUAUCCCUCCUCGCAGACAUGUAAACACCACCAACCGGUCGCCACAACGAGGACGCGCCAACAGCGACGCACCCAUUACAGUUCCUUCCCCCCACACAUUCGGAGCAGCCAUGACAGCCACGCGACGUUCCGCUUUGAAUAAGCGGUCCCCCGCCGCCGAUGCCAUGUCUCUCGACAAACUCUUGCGAGAAGGGCCUCCAAACGGAGAUAUCGAGGGUGCUUUGGAGAGCAGCCGGCUGAAGAUUCUUGAUCAGGGCAUCAAGGCAGACAGCGACGGCAUGACCGAUUCAUACCUUGCACUUAUCCAUCGUGGCGCGUCACCCGCAUACUCAAAAAUUCGUAAUGAUACCUUCCGCACUCUCACAACUGAUCCUCUUUUCCGACGGCGUGUGAGCGAGGCGAGCCUGAUCCGCCUACUCAACGCCAUUGCCUGGAAACUCCAUGAUGCCCGCGCAGAACGCACUCGGGAGCCCAGCAUAUGCAGCAGUUCCCGCCAGUCUCUUGACCAACCCAACAGUCGGCCGGGAACGGGCUAUGGGAGCGGCUAUGAUUCCAACCCAACCUCGCCCAUGUCGAAACAUCGAGCCCGUGCUCUGACGCUUACAACGGAGGGUUCUGAGGCAAGCAUGCCUCUUGAUCCAGGAACUUACGUCCAGGGAAUGAAUGUUCUGGCAGCACCCUUCUUGUACGCCGCUCGCAGUGAGGCCGAGGCUUUCAUUGCUUUCCACCAGCUUCUGACCAAGGAGCUGCCCGGCUACAUUCGUGGUGCUAUGGAUGGUGUGCACAAAGGGCUGGCAUUGGUCGACAAAGUGCUCUCCAUUGUAGACCCCAAGCUCAGCCUGUAUUUGCUCUCGAAAAACCUGACGGCUGAAAUAUACGCCUUUCCCUCUGUUUUGACGCUCUGCGCCUGCACCCCCCCGCUCCCCGAAGUCCUUCGUCUCUGGGACUUUCUUUUUGCAUAUGGGCCUCACCUCAACAUCCUUUGUAUCGUUGCACAGUUGGUAAUGAUCCGAACCAAAAUUAUGGAAUCUCCAAGCCCAAAUAAGCUUUUGAGGUCCUUCCCAGCUCUUCAAGCUGACCAGAUCAAACGUACAACCCUCGCCAUCAUCAAGAUGAUUCCCGAUGAUGUCUACUCCGAUAUCAUUGCCCAUGCCCGAUAA
Messenger RNA from Podospora anserina S mat+, 1464 nucleotides. RefSeq lists its product as uncharacterized. Lineage: Eukaryota; Fungi; Ascomycota; Sordariomycetes; Sordariales; Podosporaceae. Gene Ontology annotation, biological process: activation of GTPase activity; negative regulation of septation initiation signaling. Gene Ontology annotation, cellular component: mitotic spindle pole body. The transcript has 3 exons. The coding region runs from base 1 to 1464 and encodes 487 amino acids. The record is from RefSeq and is a predicted model, not a curated record. Gene Ontology annotation, molecular function: GTPase activator activity.